Balaenoptera musculus (blue whale) is the source of this 3870-nucleotide messenger RNA. It is a transcript of the gene A1CF, whose product is annotated as APOBEC1 complementation factor. Lineage: Eukaryota; Metazoa; Chordata; Mammalia; Artiodactyla; Balaenopteridae. The record is from RefSeq and is a predicted model, not a curated record. Gene Ontology annotation, cellular component: nucleus. The transcript has 12 exons. The coding region runs from base 138 to 1925 and encodes 595 amino acids. Gene Ontology annotation, molecular function: mRNA binding.
GAUAUGAUGAUUAGAGCAUACCCAGAGUGACACGUUGAAUUCGCCAUAAUCAAGGAAACCUUUUCCGGGUGGGGAUCUCUGAAAUCACUCAGUGAGCAACCCUAAUUAACCUGAUUUUUUGCUGAUAAUCACUCUCAAUGGAAUCAAAUCACAAAUCCGGGGAUGGAUUGAGCGGCACCCAGAAGGAAGCAGCCCUCCGCGCACUGGUCCAGCGCACAGGAUAUAGCUUGGUCCAGGAAAAUGGACAAAGGAAAUAUGGUGGUCCCCCGCCUGGUUGGGAUGCUGCACCCCCAGAAAGGGGCUGUGAAAUUUUUAUUGGAAAACUUCCCCGAGACCUUUUUGAAGAUGAACUUAUACCAUUAUGUGAAAAAAUUGGUAAAAUUUAUGAAAUGAGAAUGAUGAUGGAUUUUAAUGGCAACAAUAGAGGAUAUGCAUUUGUAACAUUCUCAAAUAAACAAGAAGCCAAGAAUGCAAUCAAGCAACUUAAUAAUUAUGAAAUUAGAAAUGGGCGUCUGUUAGGGGUCUGUGCCAGCGUGGACAACUGUCGAUUAUUUGUUGGGGGAAUCCCAAAAACCAAAAAGAGAGAAGAAAUCUUAUCAGAGAUGAAAAAGGUCACCGAAGGAGUUGUGGAUGUCAUUGUCUACCCAAGUGCUGCAGAUAAAACCAAAAACCGGGGCUUUGCCUUCGUGGAGUAUGAGAAUCAUCGGGCAGCUGCCAUGGCCCGGAGGAAGCUUCUGCCAGGAAGAAUUCAGUUAUGGGGACAUCCUAUUGCAGUAGACUGGGCAGAACCAGAAGUAGAAGUUGAUGAAGACACAAUGUCUUCCGUGAAAAUCCUGUAUGUAAGAAACCUAAUGCUGUCUACCUCUGAAGAGAUGAUUGAGAAAGAAUUCAACAAUAUUAAACCAGGUGCUGUGGAGAGGGUAAAGAAAAUCCGAGACUAUGCUUUCGUGCACUUCACUAACAGAGAAGAUGCGGUGGAGGCUAUGAAAGCUUUAAAUGGGAAGGUGCUGGAUGGGUCCCCCAUCGAAGUGACCCUAGCCAAACCAGUGGACAAGGAUAGUUAUGUUAGGUACACCCGAGGAACAGGUGGAAGGGGCACCAUGCUUCAGGGAGAGUACACCUACUCCUUGGGCCAUGUUUAUGAUCCCACCACAGCCUACCUUGGAGCUCCUGUCUUCUAUGCCCCCCAGGCCUACACAGCGAUUCCCAGCCUUCAUUUCCCAGCCACCAAAGGACAUCUUGGCAACAGGGCCAUUAUCAGAGCCCCUUCUGUUAGAGAAAUUUACAUGAAUGUACCUGUAGGGGCUGCGGGAGUGAGAGGACUGGGCGGCCGUGGCUAUUUGGCUUACACAGGCCUGGGUCGAGGAUACCAGGUCAAAGGAGACAAGAGAGAAGACAAACUCUACGAUCUUUUGCCUGGGAUGGAGCUCACCCCAAUGAAUCCUGUCACUUUAAAACCCCAAGGAAUUAAACUUGCUCCACAGAUAUUAGAAGAAGUUUGUCAGAAAAAUAAUUGGGGACAACCUGUGUAUCAGCUGCACUCUGCCAUUGGACAAGAUCAAAGACAGCUCUUCUUAUACAAAAUAACUAUUCCUGCCCUGUCCAGCCAGAAUCCUGUCAUCCACCCUUUCACACCCCCGAAGCUAAGUGCCUAUGUGGAUGAAGCAAAGACAUAUGCAGCCGAGUACACCCUGCAGACCCUGGGCAUCCCCACCGAUGGAGCCGAUGCCCAGACCGCAGCUGCUGCUGCCGCUUCUGCUACCGCAUUUCCAGGCUACGCUGUCCCUAAUGCAACUGCAUCUGUGUCUGCAGCGCAGCUCAAGCAAGCGGUGACGCUGGGACAAGACUUAGCAGCAUAUGCAACGUAUGAGGUCUACCCCACUUUUGCAGUGACUGCCCAAGGGGAUGGAUAUGGAACCUUCUGAAGACAUCUUGCUUUUAAGAAUAAAACACACAAAACUCAAUCUAGAAGAAAUACACCUCUAACUUGGUCCCCUAAUGAUCACAAGUAACACUUGUCCCAGAGUGAUGCCUUUCCUGAGACUGUACAGCUUACAUUGAUACUAAAUGUAGAACAAUGAUAUGAGAACUUUAUUUCUAAUGAAAUCCAAUGUUAAGGAGCCAUUUAUCUAACAGGAAGCUAAAGAGCCAUUGCCCCCAAAAGUUGUUCUUCCAAGGUUCCUGAAUGUCUUGGGAGUAUGUUUACAAACCCUGACAGAGUGGAGAGACAUCUUUUAGCCAGCAAGAGUUCAGGGGUUAAGCAGACCAGUAACAACCAAGGGGGCCAAGGAAUUCCAGAGUCUUAACCCCUGGCUCACAGCUGCUUUUGUAAUACACAAAGUCACAAAAGGCAGAGGGACAGUAGGAGAUGCUUUUCCAAGCACGUUUCCCGUUGCCCAGUGCAUGUGGCAUGUUCACAGCCUGGACCUCGUGAGAGACUAUCCAAGGUUUAAUGGCGUCAGCAUCAUUUCAGUCUGAAAAUUCCAUCCAGUCAAUUUGUCAUAGGUCAGGAUCUUCUCAUCCCCUGCAGCCCCUGGGGACUAGGAAAUUGAUGUGAUAUGUUACAGCUAUUGUUAAAACAAAUCCAGGCCCAUCGUUUAUUAAACUCAUUAGCCCACACCUCUUUUUCCCUAGAACUCCUAUGCUUCCUAAAGAUGCCCACAACAUAAUAGUCAUGCCAACUUGAAAUGACUUUUUCUCAUUUUAAACAUUUUGACUUGUCCAUAUUGAUUUAUUUUCAUCUCAAUCUCAUUUUGCUCAUCUCCAAUAUCAUAAAAAAUAAAUCGAAUCUACAGCAUAACAUUUAUGAUACUUUUUGCUAUUCAGCAAAUUGGCUGAAAAGUCAUUUCAAAGGGAGGAGUGAAGAUUUACUCUCAUUUCUAUGACGUUUUUGUAGCACCCAGCCCACCAUCCAGCAUUCAGAGACAGUUAUUAACCUGGGUUCAGCCUUGGACUAUCUAACCCACUUAUACUAAAUCUGCCAAGAAAUCCACUGCCUUCUCUUCCUUUUACUUUCAAUAAGUAUCAGACACCUUUACCAUAUCUGAGUCCUUUGGUUUUGAAGUUAUCACAGGAGAACUUUACAUCCAUCACUGAUUAUUAUUAGAAGCGAAUUUUUCAGAUAUUCAGCAAGGGUGUUAUUUAUCAAAAUCUCCUAGAGUUUUGGGUCUCUCCUCUAGAACAUCUGAGGUGAGGGGGCUACAAAAACUGGGAAUAGAAGGCACUGCUUUCUUUCCAUACUUAUAAAUGAUGGCUUUUUGUUCAAAACAGAAAUAAUCAAAGUCCAAACACAAAAUACCCAUUACUACCACUCCAGUCUCAUUAGUGGUUUAAGACAUACAGUACUAGAUUUCCAUUUCCCUUGGCUUUUGUAAAAUUCUGCAAGACUAAAGGGAAGACAUAAACACCAAAGCAUAGAAAACUUUGUCAACUCUUGAAUGGAAUUCUGUGACCCCAAAUCAGGCCAGAUUCCAAUGAAAAUCAGGUAAAUUCCAACAAUUAAGAGUCCUUGUAACCUUUCAGUUCUAUUAACUCCAAUCUGAUAUCAAAGGCCUCAAGGUUACAGCUGAAACUCUGAAAGGCCUCAUGCUUUCAGCUUUGUUUUGCUUUUCAUAUUUCCGAGGACAGUGUUUCCCAGACUUGACUGCACAUUAGAAAUACCUGGAGAGCUUUUCAAACUGCCAAUGCCAAGGUCACACCUCAUACCAACUACAUCAGAAUGUCUUGGGAUCGGAGAGCCGGACAUCAGUUUGUUUGUUUGUUUGUUUGUUUUUAAAGAUCUUAGCUGAUUCAAGUGUACAACUAAGUUUGGGAACUGCUGUACUCUUUGUAUUUCCACUCUAUUUUAAUACUUUUUUUUUAACAUCUUUA